Peronospora farinosa is the source of this 1902-nucleotide messenger RNA. NCBI's taxonomy places the organism in Eukaryota, Oomycota, Peronosporomycetes, Peronosporales, Peronosporaceae. The record is from the annotation of a GenBank genome assembly.
AUGAGCAGCAAUGGCUCGUUGCAUCCGCCUAAGAUAAUUACGGCAUUAUCACGACCUCCAGCCACUAUUGGAGCUCAUGGUGGAUCUACAUUGACUUCUUUGUCUUCAUCUCCAGCACCUUCAUCUGUCGGUGCGUCCUUCUCGCCAUACGCCAAGAGUCCUGCGCGUAACGCCAGACGCGUCGCUAUGGAAGGGAAGAGCUUGUUCACGUGCCACCAAUGUGGUGCAUUGCUCAAAUUCCAACAUAGUCCAGUGUCUAUUGAGGAGAAGAUCAUGAAGCUUCGACCGGUGGCCUACGAGCACCCGUCGGAGGUGUCCGAGCAACGAGACAGCAAGGUAGAAGACGAGGAAGACCAGAUGCCAAGACUUACAGAAAGAACGGACGCUGGAGAGGCUAUAGAUGCAGAUGAAGAGGAAGAAGUAUCACAUAUAGCAGCCAGGUCCUCACUAAGUCAACAGCAACAGCAGCAAAAGACGCCGGCUAUUGUCCCUGAGAUUGUGUGGGAACGACAACGUCUGGACUACAGCAGUGAUGUUGGUGUUUGGGUGCCUGCUGAAUUCGACCUCGUAAAUAGGAUUGCAGCUUACACGAGCUGCAAUCGUGGAGAUAUUGGACAAAACAUUGCAGAUGUGGUGCCGGCGCGACUACUGAACAAGCCGCACUUGUGGAUAUCGGACUGGGAGGUGGAUUACUCCCUCCCGCACUGCGAUGAAGAAGGGUGGGUAUAUGCAUCCUCGCACGUAGAUUUUGGCAAGCUGGAGGAGCCUCAUGUGCAUCGAGAGGAGGCAGUGAAAGGUGGCGAGCUCAGUAGAACUGCCAAAAAGACUGAAAAGUCUGAUGCAAUGUCGCAAGAGCGUGUUGUUCGUCGAAGAUGUCUGAUACGAAAGCGCCGCAUUGAUGGCAGUGAUCUCAGCUGGUUCCAGGAACUACUGGACUGCAGCACGGUUCUACUGAAAAAGAGGUUGCCUACUUGUCAUGACUGUGAAACGAAGGUGCUGUCCCGAUUUACUCAAGUAUUGAACGAACUGGAGGAGGAUCGAGCUCAAUACGAGGAUUUUAUGGCUCAAUUUGCAGACGAAGAGCGGGCAUCAGCACGAACAUUGAGCGACGACGGAGAUUACAAUGCCGAUGAGUGGCACCUUGACCCAGAGCUUUGCGCUUUGGAGGAGGAAGAGCGACAACUAAAGGCUGAGUUAGAGGCCAUCGAGGAUGAAACUGUACAAGUGACAGCUAAAAGGCGUGAGCUUUGGUCAACUGGAAUAGAUCUCGAGCGUUUGGUUCAUGGCACGUUUGCUGAAGGAGCGUUCUUGCAGCAUUUAUUGGGUCUGAGUCGCGACGAGCGCCAAUCGGUGGGUGUAUUUGCAGUGCAUGCAUCAGAUAUGCUGCGCCGUCUCCAGCGCUACAACGUGUGCAACGAUGUCUUCCACAUCUGGCACGACGGUCUAUUCGGUACCAUUAAUGGACUGAGACUUGGCAGGUUACCGUCUAAACCGGUGGAGUGGGUCGAAAUUAACGCGGCAAUGGGCCAGGCAGUGUUGUUGCUGGCAACUAUCGCUGACCGUGCCGGUUUUGAAUUUUCACGUAACCGUCUCGUGCCUCGGGGGAGCUUCUCCCGUGUAGUCAAUAUGUACGGAAAAGAGUACAGUCUGUACAGCGACGGUGGCAUGUUCCGACGUCGAGGCUUCAAUCAAGCUAUGAUUCUAUUUCUCGAGUGCGUGGAGGACGCAGGUCGUCGUGCCAUGAAAGAAGAGCCAUUGCUCAAGUUUCCGUACAAGGUGGAGCGCGGCAAAAUCGGUGGUCUGCCUAUUUCUCUUGGUAACGAUGAGCAGUGGACUCGAGCGCUCAAGUACAUGCUCACGCAUCUUAAAUGGCUCUUGGCUUGGAUUUCGAAGCGCUAUUGA